Messenger RNA from Gadus macrocephalus (Pacific cod), 6347 nucleotides. It is a transcript of the gene ccser1, whose product is annotated as coiled-coil serine-rich protein 1. The transcript is spliced from 11 exons. The record is from RefSeq and is a predicted model, not a curated record. The coding region runs from base 313 to 2664 and encodes 783 amino acids. Lineage: Eukaryota; Metazoa; Chordata; Actinopteri; Gadiformes; Gadidae.
GGGUGGGGCUGGGAAGGAGGAGAGCGGUGGAAGACGUCACAACGUAAACGCUCGUGCCCCUUUUUGCGUUGCAAACACGGAAGAAGAGAAGGAGGAAAAGACAUUCCACGUCACUGGCGAGUAAUAUCGCUGUCGGCGCAAGGUGCUAUUUUUUCAAGGAAUUGAAAUUGUUCUUCAUGUUGGAUUUCUUGAUAGCAUGCUCUGCCGGUUGGAGUGUUUUGUACGAGAUAAAAUACCAGUUUGUUGGUGGAGCGGCCUAGUUUAAUUAUACUGGAAUUCCGCCGAAGGGUGCCAACGUUCCGCAGCUCUUAGAUGGGGGAGUCGGCGCCGCGUCGCUCCACGCUCGUCUCCCGCCUGCCCAUCUUCCGCCGCAGCAGCAGCAAGAAGCAGGACUCCCUCCCGUCCUCCCCCUCAUCGGGCGGCGUCGGGAAUGGCGUCCACACUUCCUCCCCCUCCAGCACCAACUCCAGCUCCGGCAGCACGGGCAAACGGCGGAGCCUGUUCCGGGCGCCGUCGCUCAGCUUUGCCUCCAAGCGCCACAGCGAGCCACGGGUGCAGCCGCCAAACCUCAACCUCACCCCUCCGCUGACGACGCAAGGGGGCACGGACGCCAACGGGGACACCCGGCAGACGACGGCGCCGACCGCCGUUCUGUCGCCGUCGGCGUCGGCCGACGGCGGCGGGCGCACCAAGUCGCGACACCACUUUGGGUUCGGCAGCCACAAGCAGAAAAAGAUCACGCGCUCUCUGACCGAGGAUUUUGACAAGGCCUCUUCCUCGUCCUCCUCGACCAAUCGCAACGUGUUCACAAACUGCAUCAGCAGCUCGGGGACCAACGAGGGGGACGAUUCCGGUUACCUUGACGACUACAGCAAGGCAAGCAGCAACAACAACAACAGGCGUUCGACGCGGCAGAAGAAGCAGCUGCUGCCCAAAUCCUUCUCGGCAAACCACCGCUUGUCUCGCACCUCAGACCCCAGCAGGCCUCCAGAGGUGACCCUGGAGCCCGCCGGAUCCACCGCGGCUGCUGUUCCCACCGGUGGACUCACCCCGGGGUCCUGCCCCGGCGAUCUGCUGGGCGCCGGGCCCGACAGCUCACUCCAGUCGCCCAUGAUGUCGGAGGACCGGACCACCGCUGUUACCCCUUCGGAAUUCAUCCCCAACACGGAGGACUCCGUAUCGGAGGUGGAGGCGCUCCCUGCACCCAGCCCUGCGUCUGCUGAAGGCCCCGGACCUCCCUCUCUCCCCGGGGAGGAGACUGACCCCGCUCCCGCUGAUCCUGCUCUCCUAGUCGAUAGCCUCAGCCAGCUGGACCCUACCUCCCAGGAGUUUUCCACACCGGCCCAGUCCUGCGCAGACCAGCCUCUCCAAGACACCAGCACCCCCAACCCCACCGACUAUGACACUGCCGUCUCCCAGUCAGAUCCAGAGACGGCUGUACCCUGCCUUCCCCUUCCGUCGCCACCGUCGCCACCGUCACCACCACCGUCACCACCACCGCCACCACCGCCAACACCGCCAACACCGCCAGCCCCAGAGCAGCAGCAGCAGCUGCAGCAGCAACAACAACAAUCACCGGUGGGGGUGAAGAAUGUGCAGGACGAGCAGAGGGCGGAAGGAGUGCAGGAGAAGAGGACGUUGUACCAGAGGGACAGGAAAGGGUCAGCGGAAGACAGGAAGUGUGGCUACCAGACGGAGACGACGAGCGAGAGUGAGGCCUGUGUGGUGCGCAGCGAGGGCUGGCGCCCGAACCCGGAGCCCACGGAGAGGAGUGGCAGGAACGCAGUUUCGGUGCAAGAAGUGGGUAGGGGCCACUGCUGCGGUCAUCAGGAGCACAGGCCCUCGCAACUCCGAAAGCCCCACGCAGCCUCCAUGUGCAGCAGUGUGAGCCCCUAUCACGGCGUUAUGAGGAUGGAGAGACGGCUGCGCUCCUCCUCCGAAGGGGCUGGUGGACCCCGUAUCCAAGGCAACCACGGUGACGUGCAUGGCAUCGAGGGCUUCGGUCUCAUCAAGCACAGGAACAACUCCUCCUCGUCCAAACUGGGCAGCCUGGAUAUGCUGAACAACAUGGGCUCCUCAGAGUUGGACGAAGAUGAUCUGAUGUUGGAUCUAGACCUCUCUGACGAUCAGCGCCAUCGCCAUGUUUCCAGGGAGGACUCGAGCCAGUCCCUCGCCUCGUGUCUGAACCUGCUGCCCUCCCCCAUAGAGGGGCCCGCAGAACGCCCCCAAGGGAGAGAGAGCUUCCACAGACAGCCAAGCCGUCCAACCAGCCUGCUGCCCACCGACUGGACCUCGGCGCUGGGUUUGGGAAAGGAGGAAGACCCCCUGCCACCGGGUCUGGAGGCCCUGCCGCUCAGGCUGAUGCAGCAGGACUGCACUUCUGUGAAGACUCUGCUGCUGAGGCUGAGACGCACACUACAGGAGAGCACAGAGACGAGUCCCGCAAGCAGUCUCCAGUCUCUUCCCAUCAGCCCUUGCAGUGAGAAGUCCCUCCCUCUGAAGGAUCUCAGCAGAGAGGAGGCCCUUCUGCAGCAACUACGGGAAAAGGACGAGAUCAUUUUCCGUCUUCAGAAUGAACUGGAGAGUGCCAAAGCUGCCCUGAGGACGAAGGACUGCCAAACGACUGACCGCACGACACAGACAGAACACACCGGCCCCGAGUGAGCGGCAUGUGGUGAAAGGAGACCAACAGGUAGGGUGCUGCUGUCUUAUUCAGGUCAUGCUACAAACCAAAUACUGGGAUUAGUAACACAAAUAGUUUCCUCAUUGAAGCACAUCCUUUUCUAAAACCGCUUAAUUAAUAAAGCAGGUAGGGGUUUUAGGCCUGACCUUGCUCCAGGAUGCUUAUAUGUAGACCCUGGGAAUCAUGGUUUGGUCAAGACCCUUAUGGCUGGGAGUCAAAACACCCUGACCAUUGGACUAUCCUGCCCUUUUCUGAUGCCAGAAAGCAAUUAUUAAACAACGUAAUACAUCUGGGAAAUAUGAGGAAAAGUACAACAGGAGUCUUUCAUUUUGAGUACUAGUUUGAAUAGUAAGACUUCAUCUUUUGGUGAAAUGACUAAGCAUUUUAUUUUAUCAGGAAAACCAGUUCCUUGCUAUGUGAGUUAGGGGUACACGUGACUCCACUCUGCUCAGUGGGGUUCACGCUGGUAGCUUCUCCUCACAGAUAAGUCUGCCUGUCCCCAAAGGGCCGAGCAGAGACGCCUGGCCCAGGUUUAUGUAUGCAUCUGUAAUCAAUGAAUCGCUUCGUCUAUCCAUCCAUCACUGCUAACCCAAUCAUAUCAUAACGGCUAGGGGAAUGAUUUACAUCUGCUGGGGUUAAUAUGCACUUAUGGGCACAUUAUACCAGCAUAUCAUUAUUCUCUUGCUGUGUUGUUUUUUUAAUUGCCUUUUCUUUUGCCCCUCUGCUGUUGUUUUAAUCUGCAAUAUUUAACCUAUGUUCAAUUACAUUCACCAAAUUAAAUUGUAUGACACAAAAUGGCAUAAUGAGAAACAUUCAGCUAUUUCAGUUAUCAGUUAAUCAAGCAGUGGUUCAAGUGGGUCAGUAUGCCCACUCUAUCCACUGUCUUCACAGCCCCUCUGGAGCUAAAUACUCGAAUCAAGAGCAAGCAAUCCGAUCUACCCAUUGCUGUAAAAAAUUAACACUAUUUAUUAUUAAAAUAUAUAAUUGUUUGUGUGCGUGCCUGUACGUCCAUGUGUGUGUCCAUGUGUGUGUCCAAGUGUGUGUGUGUGUGUGUGUGUGUGUGUGUGUACGUGUGUGUACAUGUGUGUGUGUGUGUAAUAAAGAUAUGGCUGUUGGCAGCAGGGACGUCUAAAGGUCAUUGUGGUGAGUGCUGUGAGUGUUGAAUUGAGAGUUUUUUCCACUAACUAAAUGUCAUGCUCAGAGACGGGGCUAUCAAACUGUCCUGGAAUUUAAUUCUUAUUUUGUUUUGGACACAAGAGAGACUUCUCAUGACAUCGGGAUACUUCAACAUUGUUCAAUUAGAAAAAAGGUUGGCUUAUGUACGCUGUUCCUAGAAGUAACUAAAACGCUAUGUUUUUUUAUUCGUAUUUAUUAAUAUAUUCUAGAUCUAUUCUAAAUACACAGUUUGGUUCGGUGUUGUUAACAUCUCUAAAAUGAACAAUAGUCAACCUCCAAUAAAUGGGAAGAUGCAUUUAAUCUUACUCAGUAAAAGUCAGUCAAGCAUAACCUAAUCCAUUAACGGCGUCAUUAACAAACACGAUCACACGAAACUCAGAACUCAAUACAGAAUAAUAGCAUCAACAGUCAAUCCAGGCCCUUUAUAUUGAGAUUCAGUCCAAGAGCUUUUUAUUGAGGUUGUUGUUAUAUUGAGAUUAAUAGGCUGCUCAAAGCACACUUGGACAGUGAUAUCAGCUACACUGGUUGACCUUUUUAAAGUUGCAACACACAUACACUCACGCAGACACUGCAACACACACACAGACUUGUUCUCUCCCAAGCAUGCAUGUGCGCACACAUGCACGCACACAAGCACGCACACAAGCACGCACGUACUUUGCACACACACCCACACACCCACAUAUUACCCACCCACUUAUCACCCCAAUAUGAUUGUUUAAAGAGAUGGGAAUUGUAAGGCCUAUAUGAUCCAUAUAAACCACUAUAUAUAAAUACAAUUUUAAUAAUUGCGUACUGAAAAUGAAGACUUGAGGAUCAACCAUAGAGAGGUGUUUUCUUGCCCGCUUGAGCGAUGGUCGGAACAUGCGCGUGUGUGCAUGUAUUGUGUGGACACCGGUGUUGGUGCCCUGUGUCUGCGUGGGUUUUGGCCGGCGUCCAUGUGGGCCUGCACUUGUGGGCUGGAGCAUCUGCCUGUCCAAUUGGCUGUUUUGUGAUUCCAUGCAUGCAAGACAGGACGUGCUUGUGUGCAAACAACAAGUGUACGUCUGCGUCUGCGUACACGUGUGUAUGUGCACAAGAGAGCGAGGGAGAGGCAGAGAGAGCAGCAGAGGAAGCAGCCGGCGGUGUCUCAGGAUGCGAAGGGGUCUCAAGGGGGGAGAGACAUGAGAUUAUCCUCUGAGCACCAAGAGGAGGAUACUUAAACACUGACUGAGCCUUCCUCUUGGUUCCAGGGAGGGGGAGAGAGAGAAGGGAAGAGAGAGGGGGAGAGAGAGAGUUAAGAUUUAAAGAGAGAGAUAGAUUCGGGCAGGGCCUCAAAGUGCCAGCCACAGUCUGUUUACUCCAGCACAUUGUUGCUUGGAGACGUCGUGAUCGUUCUCUGCAAAUGAGUGGCAGGUAGGUGUCCACCAUACCAACAUUUGAGACCCUGUAUAGUUGUAUUAAUGAUUAACUAAGUGAGGGAAUGAUUGAAGAAGAAAUAAUAAUGAAGGAGGGAAGGAUGGAUGAACCGACAGGCUGGUGGAUAAAUGUAUCUUAUCUCAUCAAUUUUAAGGAGGCCCCAAGGUCGUUGGUGACGGAUACUUUUGUGGCUUGUGCAACUCUUCUGCAGAGUCUUCUUUAAAGUUCUUUGAGGUAUUGUGCUUUAUUGCUAGUAAUUGGGAAAAGGAAAACACUGGGGCCAGCCAAAAGCUGCCCACAAAAUUAAGGGAGCGCCACAACAUUCCCCUAAUUAAGUCGCUUAUUUCUCUUGAAAUUUCUUCUUUCAAUUGUUCCUUCUCUGUGUGUGUGUGUAUAGGCAUAUGGGUGUGUGUUAUAUCUCUGUGUGUACUCUAUCUUUGCGUGUGUGUGUGUCUGCAUGUGUGACCCUACGUGUGUGCACAAACACUUAACACACCUUUUAUGCUAACUUUUACCAUGCCAAGACAUAACAGCGGGGAACAAAAGUACAAUUCCAGCCGUUGCGCAAAUUUUCUCGGAGGAGACUGCAUUAUUGUUAAACACUGUGCCAGUAGUCCGAGGGGCGCAAUAAAGGCUGAGAUGUCUUUUAUUGGCUCCAUGCUGGCACAAACAGGCCUUAAUGCAAUGGUUUUACUUUAGUGGUGGAUGUUUCUGCAUGCUGAUGACCUUAAUGCGUCACUGGCGGUAGGAUGCCUGUGCGCGCAUAUAUAUGUCAGUAGACAGGCGUUCCUUGUUAUGGAGCGUCCGGUUAAUUAGAGCAGGUAGAUGGCAAUUAGCGCGCAAGGAAGAUAUGCGACUGGGUGGGGGGAACCAAAGUGCAUUUAAAUAGAAGGAAAGUGGCGGCACAUAUGUUGCUUCCCCUGGAGAAUAAUCCAGUGAGUUUCCAUGCUACUACUUAUACAUGCAGAGAAGCGCAGUAGACACACACACACACACAAACACACACACACACACACACACACACACACACACACACACACACACACACACACACACACACACCCUCCCACACAUGGACAAAUGCAUGCAC